GCCUACGUAGUCAUAUUAGUGUAGUGAAGGCAGGGAAGAAGGGACAGGUCUGUAGUGUUCAGUGUACAGGAGGUGACAACACUACAACUACCUGGAGAAUUCCAGGGACACUCAGGAGAGAUAUUCCUGGAUUGAAGGAUGGGAGAAACACCACCCAUUAUCACCCUGCCAGCAGGAACAGUCUGCAGCACAGGAGCUUUGUUACCAUUGAUGUGUCCGCACAACAUUUCCCAAGCAUGGUGUCUAAUAAUGAACACAAGUCAAAGUCCAUCGUCAUUCAUCCCUGUACAGAACAGCAGCCAGUCCAGCAACGAGACCAACCUGAGCAUUGCCACAUCAUUUGGAAACAAAUACAACCUGUACAUUGGCUUAAUAUUAGCAGCCAGCUCCAGUCUCUUUAUCGGGUCAAGUUUCAUCAUGAAGAAGAAAGGCCUCUUACGGUUGGCUGAAAAGGGAGUCACCAGAGCAGGACAGGGUGGAUUUUCAUACCUCAAGGAAUGGCUCUGGUGGGCUGGGCUUCUUUCAAUGGGGGCAGGAGAAGCUGCUAACUUUGCUGCAUAUGCAUUUGCACCGGCCACUCUAGUGACCCCGCUAGGAGCAUUGAGUGUUCUUAUCUGUGCAGUCCUAUCUUCCUAUUUCCUGAAUGAAAAGCUGAACAUGCAUGGAAAGCUCGGCUGUGUUUUGUGUAUCCUUGGCUCCACCAUGAUGGUCAUACAUGCUCCUCAAGAGGAAGAGGUCACGUCUCUGCAUGACCUAGAAAUUAAACUAAGAGAUCCAGGUUUCAUUACUUUUGCUACAGUGUCAGUUGUGGCAUCCCUGGUCCUUAUAAUAGCGGUUGCCCCCAAAAAAGGUCAAACCAACAUCCUAGUUUACAUCGCCAUUUGUUCUAUAAUUGGUGCUUUCUCUGUGUCUUCUGUGAAAGGACUUGGAAUCUCCAUCCACGAGUUCAUUGAACAGAAGCCAGUUUACAAAAACCCUCUAUUUUACAUCUUACUGGCUACACUGGUCCUGUCUAUCAGUACACAGAUAAAUUAUCUCAACAAAGCUCUGGAUAUGUUCAAUACAUCAAUAGUGACGCCUAUAUAUUAUGUCUUCUUCACCACUAUGGUGGUCACCUGUUCCGUUAUAUUGUUCAAGGAAUGGAAUAAUAUGAAUGUUAGUGACAUGAUUGGGACAUUGAGUGGCUUCCUUACCAUUAUUAUUGGCAUUUUUCUUCUGCAUGCCUUUAAGAACACCAAUAUUACAUGGAGUCAGAUCACCUCUACCAUCAGCAAAGACAAACAGACAGUUCUGGAUGGACAGGAAGACCAACAAAGCCUGCUUGGGAACGCAGAACAUUCUAUAUUGGCAUUUGAGGAUGAUAUUGCCAUCUACAGUAGGACAAGCCAACAGCACUGACUAAGCUCCAUGGCUGGAAGAUUUGUAUUUA
Nanorana parkeri is the source of this 1429-nucleotide messenger RNA. RefSeq names its product NIPA like domain containing 1 (gene NIPAL1). NCBI's taxonomy places the organism in Eukaryota, Metazoa, Chordata, Amphibia, Anura, Dicroglossidae. The transcript has 6 exons. The record is from RefSeq and is a predicted model, not a curated record. Gene Ontology annotation, molecular function: magnesium ion transmembrane transporter activity. The coding region runs from base 139 to 1398 and encodes 419 amino acids. Gene Ontology annotation, cellular component: membrane. Gene Ontology annotation, biological process: magnesium ion transport.